Symbiodinium necroappetens is the source of this 490-nucleotide messenger RNA. NCBI's taxonomy places the organism in Eukaryota, Dinophyceae, Suessiales, Symbiodiniaceae. The record is from the annotation of a GenBank genome assembly.
GAACACGAUCCCCUACGAUGCGUCACUCCCCCAGAAGCCGGCCAAAGACACGCCUUUGGGCAACCACAGCAGCAAGAAGAUCACCAUCGUCGGCAUGGGCCAAGUCGGCUUAGGCUGUGUCUGUGCCAUUCUCAACCAGGACAUCUGCGGGACGCUUGCUCUGAUCGACAUCGCAGCGAAGAAGUUGGAGGGCGAAGCCAAGGAUUUCCAACAAGGGAGCGCCUUCCACCAACACACCCAGAUCCUGGCCUCUGACACCUACGAUGUCAGUGAGAACUCGGACAUGGUGGUCAUCACUGCCGGUGUGGCUCAGCAACCUGGGGAGUCGCGGCUGAGCCUGGUCGAUCGGAACGCCAACAUCCUGAAGAAGAUCAUGCCGGAGGUGCUCAAGUACUCCCCGAAUGCGACCAUCCUAAUCGUCAGCAAUCCUUGCGACAUCAUGACGGCGAUUGCUGCCAAGCUCGCAGGCCCCGACUUUCCACAGGGGAAG